AUGUGGUGGUCGAAAUGGUUGAUGCACUUCAACUUCUCAGAACGCCUUGCCAAAUGGUUCACCACUCUCUCUCCCAAGGAGAAAGCCAAGAUCAUCAAGGAUGUGACCCAGCUGGUUCUGUCGCGUCGCACCCGCAUGUGCAAUUUCCUCGAAUACAAAGACACCAAGGUCGUCUACCGUCGCUAUGCCUCCCUCUUCUUCAUCGCCGGUUGUGCGUCUACCGAUAAUGAAUUGAUCACCCUCGAGGUCGUGCAUCGUUACGUCGAGCAGAUGGACAAGUACUACGGCAAUGUCUGCGAGCUGGAUAUUAUUUUCAACUUCCAAAAGGCAUACUUCAUCCUCGAUGAGCUAUUGCUGGCGGGAGAAAUGCAGGAGAGCAGCAAGAAGAAUGUAUUGAGAUGCAUCAGCCAGCAGGACAGUCUGGAAGACAUGGAGCGAGCCAUACCAUCAUCUUCUGUCGACGUCAGCUAA
Aspergillus niger is the source of this 471-nucleotide messenger RNA. RefSeq lists its product as uncharacterized. The transcript has 4 exons. Bases 1 to 471 code for a protein of 156 amino acids. Gene Ontology annotation, biological process: protein transport; vesicle-mediated transport. NCBI's taxonomy places the organism in Eukaryota, Fungi, Ascomycota, Eurotiomycetes, Eurotiales, Aspergillaceae. Gene Ontology annotation, molecular function: clathrin-cargo adaptor activity. Gene Ontology annotation, cellular component: AP-1 adaptor complex; intracellular membrane-bounded organelle. The record is from RefSeq and is a predicted model, not a curated record.